Punica granatum (pomegranate) is the source of this 1252-nucleotide messenger RNA. The record is from RefSeq and is a predicted model, not a curated record. NCBI's taxonomy places the organism in Eukaryota, Viridiplantae, Streptophyta, Magnoliopsida, Myrtales, Lythraceae.
UUCGCUUUAUCCUCUUCUUAUUCUUCUUCCUCCUCCUCUUCUUGAUCAGCUAAGCUUGGCCCAUGAUCCAUUGACUCCAUUGCCUGCUGUUCCCCUCAUAAAGUUCUUCUUCUUCUUCUUGUCUGCGAGCAUAUAUGUCAAGUUAGCUAGCUAGGGUUCUUAGCCAUUCAUCACCAUCAUGCAGAAAUUACAUGGAUCCGAAAGCUGAGUUUUUCUUUACCAAUACCUAAGUACCAUUUCGAAAUUUUUUUUAUAUUUUUCUCUGAUGGGAUAUGGUUAUUUGUGUGGAUCUCGGAUUUUAUAUGUGCCAAUCCAUGGUUGAGAAAGAAGGGAAGGAUGACAAGGAAGAGAACAGAGAUAAAGAAGAUAGACAACCUGAGCGCGAGGCAAGUGACCUUCACUAAGAGGAGAAGAGGGCUCAUCAAGAAAGCUCAUCAACUCUCUACCCUCUGCGAUGCCGAGAUCGCCCUCAUCAUCUUCUCUUCCACCGGCAAGCUCUUCGAGUUCUCCAGCUCUAGUACUGAACAGGUAAUCGAGAGGCAUAUCAAUCUGCACUCAGAGAAAAGCCUCAACCCCUCUGCUCAGCAACAGGUAGAUGAUAUCCCAUGUGCCUUAAGGAAGGAUCUCUCCGAUAGGGCUCGCGAGCUAAGGCACUUGAGGGGGGAAGAUCUACAUGAAUUGAAUCUUGAUCAACUUAAUCAACUUGAGAAGUCACUCAAAGCCAGUCUGCUCCGUGUUUCAGAAACAAAGGCCGGAAGGAUCAUGAACGAGAUCAGUGCCCUAAAAAAAAAAGGGAGCACAACUUCUAGAAGAGAACAAGCACAUGAAAAUGAAGAAAGGGUUAUAUAUAUUUUGCAGAUGGUGAAAAUGCAAGAAGCAAAGAGAGUUCCUCGAAUUAACCACUUGUCAGGAGAUUAUGAUCUCUCGUCAGCUUAUUCUAAUAACAACUUCGAUACGUCUCUCAAGCUGGGGUUGCCUUUCCCACAGUAGAUUGUCAGAUCAAUGACCUAUUCCAUUUGCAAUUUAAAAGUGUCCUUCAGCAAUGCGUCAAUAGAAGGAUUACUAUCCGGUCAUUAUCUUAUCGACGUGUAUUCAUAAGUCCCAUAAAUAUAUCAAUAAUUUCCUAGAGUCGUACUGUUAAGUUGUGAUUUAACGAAAUUUUGGCCCAAUUUCAAGCACAUCUUUGUGGUUGUCGCGGUUCAAACAGGUCUCAGAUGUUAUUUAUCAUUAUCGGUCGUUAUUAUGAUGCCAA